AUGCAAGACGUGCGUAGCCCCCUUCCCAGGCGCUCCUCGGGCAUUGUCGCGGUCGAGCAGUCUCAGCCCUCCCACGAGCUGCCCGGAACUCUAAGAACCAACCCGCUGCUAUACCCGGGUGCGGUGUCGCCCGAGCGUCGCAAGCUGGCCGGUCGGUUGGUGGGUGGCACCCCGCACUGCCCGGAGCUGCAACCUCGGAGCCCCUUCACACCGCAGGGUGCCGCCAUGGCGGGCCCCUGGCUCCCCUUCACCGCAGUGCCUCUGCCCCCCAAACUGGUGUUUGAAACCUGGUGGCAUGAAAAGCCGCAACACCGGGUCAAUAUGCACGUGACGUACGACACGCUGACUAGGCGGUGCCUGGCGGGUACGUACGUCUCUUUGGAUAUGGAGGUGGUCACCCCGUCUGGUCGCCCCGUCGACGAGUUCGACCUGCAUGUGGGCGCGGAAGUGAGGGUGGCGGGGAGGAAGGUCACGUUGCGGAAGCCCCUCACGCUAGCCACACAGGUCUGGUUGGACCAGCAGGCUCGCGCCAUGCUCGUCGCCAAGUACCGAAUAGAGCAGGAACUGGACAAGUUCCGACCCGUGGUUCCCGUACCUGCACAGUACACGGAACCCAAGCGUGCAGAAACGCUGGACUUUGGGUCCCACCAACACAUGCCAGCUGGCGGCCGGAUUAACCUCCGCGCGCUGUACGACACGUUGCUACAGCUGGCCGAGCAGCUCCGCCAGCACCGCUGUCGGCUGCCGCCGCUGCCGGAUUCGGUUUCGGAGCGCGUUGUGGCGGCGGCGACUUCGGCGGCGGGGCCGCCUGAUUGGUCGCCCGAACGGCGGGAGGCGGAGCGCCGAGAGGCUGAGGCGCGGCAGCGGGAGUUGUUGGAGUUGUCUGUUUCGGUUGAUGACUCGGAUUGGCGUAACGACCUAACCCACUGGCUGGAUUCCAUUCCUCUGGCGGCGUCGUGCUGCUCGCGGUACGCCGCUGCUUCUGACGGUGGCAAGGGCGGCAACAAGGAGCAUCAUCAACAUCAUCAUCAUCACCAUCACCAUCGUGGUGGUGGUGGAGGAGGAGGAGGAGGAGGAGGGCACCGCAGCGGGCGGCACAGCGCGGCGGAUGUGCUGGCGGGCACCGGUGCGGCUGGCGGUGGGGCCGGCGGCGGCGGUGGCGGCGGCAAUGGCUCAACGCUGGCGUUCAACUUGAGUGUGAUUAACAAAUUGGCGGCGAUGACGUCCGUGGCGGCAGCGGCAGCGGGAAUGGCAGGUAACAGCGGUGGCGGCAGCGGCAGCGGGCAGAUGCAGAGCCCUGUGGCGGCGGCGGCGGCAAGGCUGUCCGCAGCGGGGGGAACUGGGGGUGCGCCGACGCCGCGGCCGGGAGCGCCACCGCCGAUGGCGGCGGCGGCGGGAGCGGCGGUGGCGGUGGCGGUGGCCACACGGCAGCGAUAG
Molecule: messenger RNA, 1437 nt
Organism: Volvox carteri f. nagariensis
Lineage: Eukaryota; Viridiplantae; Chlorophyta; Chlorophyceae; Chlamydomonadales; Volvocaceae
Exons: 7
Coding region: 1-1437 (478 amino acids)
Source: RefSeq, a predicted model, not a curated record